This is a messenger RNA of Lithohypha guttulata, 501 nucleotides long. It is a transcript of the gene DTD1, whose product is annotated as D-tyrosyl-tRNA(Tyr) deacylase. Gene Ontology annotation, cellular component: cytoplasm. Gene Ontology annotation, molecular function: D-tyrosyl-tRNA(Tyr) deacylase activity. The coding region runs from base 1 to 501 and encodes 166 amino acids. The transcript is spliced from 2 exons. The record is from RefSeq and is a predicted model, not a curated record. Gene Ontology annotation, biological process: tRNA metabolic process. NCBI's taxonomy places the organism in Eukaryota, Fungi, Ascomycota, Eurotiomycetes, Chaetothyriales, Trichomeriaceae.
AUGAAGGCCGUGCUCCAGAGAUGUCUUUCAGGAUCAGUGACUGUCGAAUCCAAUGUUGUCUCUUCCAUCGGCAAAGGCGUGGUAGUCUUGGCCGCCAUCGGUCCAGCUGACACCACUAAAUCCGUGGAAACAAUGGCUGGCAGGAUUUUAAAGAUGCGGCUCUGGCCAGAUGAAUCCGGAGCACAAUGGAAGCAGAACGUUCAGGACAUCCAAGGCGAAAUACUUUGCGUGUCACAAUUUACACUCUAUGCCUCCACACGUAAGGGGACUAAACCAGACUUCCAUGGUGCCGCAAAGCCAGAGAUUGCCAAGGAGUUGUACGAUCACUUUGUGACGACGAUUCGAACGACUUAUCAUGCGGAUCGAGUCAAGGAUGGUGUAUUCCAGGCGAUGAUGCAGGUCGCGUUGGUCAACGACGGUCCUGUGACGCUACAGAUGGACAGCGAAGAUACAAGGCACUCAUCCGGGGUCAACACGCCAAAGGUUCACAAUGAAGACUAG